ACAGGAGUCUAACUUCUGAUUGCAUAUGGGCAACUUAUUGACGUCAACCGUGCGCCGGUGAUCGAUUGCCGCUUCCCCGGGUAACGGCGUCGGUUCUCUCUGCGUUGGCGGUACCGCACGCGGAGGCUGAGCAGCGCGUGCACGGAGCCGCAGUCGGUCGGUGACAUUGGCGCGUCGGUGGCGUUGUGGUUGCUGUGCACAAGUUGCUGUGUGCACGGAGCGGUUCCCCCUCCUCCCCCCAGAGGCUGCAACCAUGAGCGAAUACUUCAGCCUGUCGGACGGUGACGUUAUUGGCUUCGACCUGGACCACACGCUCUGCCGCUACCACCUGAAGGAGACCUCCAGGCUGAUCUAUGAAAGUUUUGCCAGAUAUCUGGUGGAGCAUAAAGGCUAUGACAAGGACCUGCUGAACCUGACCCCUGCCACCUGGGAUUUCUGCUUUAAGGGACUCGUGGUGGACCUGGAAGAUGGAAACCUUGUGAAGCUGGCUGAGGAUGGAACUGUCUUGCGAGCUACUCAUGGAACCAAUGACCUCAGCACAGAAGACAUCAUCAAACAUUAUGGCCCAAAGAGGGAGUGGAAACACUUCAACAGCCUCAAUACCUCCUUCACAAGAUCCGCAAAAUACUAUUUCUAUGACAACUACUUUGACCUACCUGGGGCUCUCCUCUGUGGAAGAGUUGUCGACAUGUUGCGCAAGCGAGGGAAUGAGGUGAAUUCCGACUUUUGGAAAGACAUGGUUGCUGCCAUCGACCACAACUACAACACGGCUGCGUUCAAAGCGGAUGCAGGGACGUACUUCCCCAGCGUGAAGAGGGACCCGGGCCGGUACCUGCAGCCCUGCUCCGACUCGGUCAAGGCCUGGCUGCGCAGCAUGAAGAGCGCCGGGAAGCUCCUCCUCCUCAUCACCAGCUCCCACAGUGACUACUGCAGGCUCAUCUGUGAACACAUCCUGGGGAAGGACUUCGAGGAGCUGUUUGACGUCAUCAUCACAAACGCCUUGAAGCCCGGUUUCUUCUCCCUGGUGCCCGAGCAGAGGCCCUUCAGGACCCUUGUGAACGACGUGGAGGAGAGCGAGGGCCUGCCGUCGCUGGACAAACCCGGCUGGUACUCGCAGGGCAACUGGCCGCACCUCCACGAGCUGGUCAAGACCAUGACGGGCAAGCCGGAGCCCAAGGUGGUGUAUUUUGGAGAUAGCAUGAGGUCGGACAUGUUUCCUGCCAGCAGCUUUGGGAAGUGGGAGACGGUGAUGAUCGUGGAGGAAAUGGAAGGGGAGGGCGUUCCGAAGAGCGACUCGGCGUUGUCCAACGAGGCCCAAGUGGAGCCGCUGGAGAAAAGGGGAAAGUUUGAGGAGCAGGGCAUGAAGUCGCCCUCCGAUGUGUCCGAGCAGUGGGGCUCCUACUUUGUCGACGUUCACAGCAGCGGAGGAGGGGACGAGGAGAGCCAGAAACUGACCUGGUGCUGCCACAGUAUUCACAAAUACAGCACCAUGGCCAUCCCCAGUGUCGAGCACAUAGCAGAUCUCCCACUGGAUUACAAGUUCCCCAGGUUUUCUCCAGACAAGCCCUGCACCACCGGCUACUACCCGAGGCCCCCGGAUUCUUUGCUGAGGAGGUGUGAGAGUCUGUCAUAAAAAAGGAAGAAAGAAAGAAAGGGAAAAAAAGGGGGGAAAAGUAAAAAAAAAAAAGAAAAAGUUCUCCCGUAACCCAUUUGCCUCAGGAGAGGAAUGUGCCUCCAUCUUUUCCUGUAGUUUCCCACCUGACCCCACCGCCCUCUGUGGAGCCCAGGAAGCAUACACUCCUCAUUCAGAGAAACCAUGUGAAUGUAAGCCACGGUAUCUCUGUAAUAACGCCAUUUGAACGUUGUUUCGUGGUUUAGUGUACCGUACAUGUGGAAAUAUGACAGUUAGUGUGUGCGUGUGUGUGUUUCUGCAUACAGUAAUAACAGGAAAUGUUGUGUUUUUUUCAUUGUUUCCACGCGUGAGGCCCUUAUUAUUUUCAAUGGUGGAUUGUUUUCAACCUUGAUUACCUUGAUUACCUCAAGAACUCUCUCUACUGUAAGCAGUGCACAGAUGGCCACAGUGUGUUUGUCCCUAAAAAUCCAUUGGAGUCAUUGUGUCAGUAUUUCUAUACAUCUUUUUAAGAAAACUAUGGUUUAACUGUAUGCAUCUUAGUAACCUUAACAUUAGGUUUAAGGUCUACUGUUUCCCUUGUGUCCGUUUUGUAGAAGGUGUUAAUCGUAAUCAGGUCAUUGUUGCCAAAGACCCGGCACAAUGCUGUCCUUUUGUGUGAGCUGUCUCAAAAAACACAACUUUGGUAAACGCCUAAUAAUAUUAAUGGUAAAUGAUAAAGACUAUGCUAGAUGUUCUCUGUAUCGUUUUUCUUUUUUUGUUUUUGGUGCAAUGGUGACAUGUGCUCUUCGAGUGAUUCUGUAAAAACGUGGACUUCUUGUGCUUCAUUCGUGUGCCGUGUGAGAAAAUGCUUUACCGACUUCUGAAUGGUCAUUUUGUCGUUGUGCAUAGACGGGUUGUGCCGUAAUAUAUUAAAAAAAACACUCUGGAAGUUUGCUUGUCUCUCUCGUGUCACCCAAGAUUGUUUUUUUAUCUUUGUACACCCGGGAACUGUUUAGCCUAGCUUAGCGUUAAGACUGGACCAAUAUUAGCCUCAGUCAAAUGUGAGAAAAUACAACAAUGCAACAACUUCAAAACGUUUUGUUGUGCGCAUCGUUGGGUCUAUUGAAAGAUCAUUUCUGGUCCCUUAUUGUUAAAACGGUACAUUUGAUGCGCUCUGACUAGCGUCUUGACUAGCUGCUAGCAAGUGUUUCUUAGCAAUUGUGCUAAGCUGGGCUAAACAUCCCGGACUAAUCUGUUAACCACAUUAAGAUGAUAAUGCUUUCAAUCUCCUCAUCUAUUCAAGCGAUAAAACAUUUUGACAAUAUGCAGCGUAUAGCUGUCACGUGUGUGAUAUUUGCCAUCCAAAGUGAAUUUGUACUUGUGCCACGUGUGCGAGUGUUUUAUGCAUACAGCCGUGGUGAUUGUCCUCUUCUUUUCUCAUCUGACUUGAGCGUUUGAAAUGCACAUUUGCCUUAUGUUGGAUUCAUUUGUGGUAUUCAAAGUUCUUGAAAACACAGGGAAAGAUCAAUUCUGUGCUUGAGUGUACUGUCGAGGAAAUAAAACGUUCUAGAAUUUUCUUACA
Molecule: messenger RNA, 3194 nt
Organism: Gasterosteus aculeatus aculeatus (three-spined stickleback)
Lineage: Eukaryota; Metazoa; Chordata; Actinopteri; Perciformes; Gasterosteidae
Gene: nt5dc1
Product: 5'-nucleotidase domain containing 1
Molecular function (GO): 5'-nucleotidase activity
Source: RefSeq, a predicted model, not a curated record